Messenger RNA from Oncorhynchus keta (chum salmon), 3122 nucleotides. RefSeq names its product dnaJ homolog subfamily B member 6-like. The coding region runs from base 561 to 1613 and encodes 350 amino acids. Gene Ontology annotation, molecular function: Hsp70 protein binding; ATPase activator activity. Gene Ontology annotation, biological process: positive regulation of proteasomal ubiquitin-dependent protein catabolic process; protein refolding. The transcript has 10 exons. NCBI's taxonomy places the organism in Eukaryota, Metazoa, Chordata, Actinopteri, Salmoniformes, Salmonidae. Gene Ontology annotation, cellular component: cytosol; endoplasmic reticulum membrane. The record is from RefSeq and is a predicted model, not a curated record.
CCGUUUUCUUAAAGUGUCUCAGAGUAGGAGUGCUAAUCUACGAUCAGGUCGUCCCUGUCUAUGCAAUCUGAUUUGAUUAUGACCUAAAAGGCAACACUGAUCCUAUAUCCGCAUUCCCAUGAUAAAACACUUCAUGAACAAGGGCUCUGCUCUCAGCUGUGAAUGUGUGCCUUGAGCACGACUGUCUUAUUCACGAUCUAGUUCUAUUGGAAGGGAGCGAGGGAGAGGGACAGAAGGACAAGAGAGAUUCAUUAUCUUUCUAUCACUGUUUAUCAGCGCUUGCUCAAACGGUCUGCUUUUUAAAUCCUGGAACAUUCUUGACCUUUUCCCUGUCCACAACUAAUUCCCAUUCGAAACCCCUGUGGUGUGUGAGCCUUCAUCUGAGAGAGGAACCGUCAUCUGUCUGUUGCCAUGUCUCUCUCACACUCACUCUCACUCCAGAACAGAAAAGGGCACAGAGGCUAUAAAUAGCAAACAAACAGGAUACAACUGGACUACUAGAGGAACUGAGCGACGGCUAAAGACUGCUGACCUAGAAGGAGCCACAGAGAGAAACAGCCAUGACAGAAUAUUACCAGAUCUUAGGGGUCCAGAGAAACACGUCGGCGGAGGACAUUAAAAAAGCGUACAGAAAGCUAGCACUCAAGUGGCAUCCAGACAAGAACCCUGACAACAAGGAGGACGCAGAGAGAAAGUUCAAAGAGCUUUCAGAAGCCUAUGAGGUCCUGUCAGACGCAAACAAGAGGAACCUGUAUGACCAAUAUGGUAAAGAAGGCCUAACAGGAAGCGGAGGGGGAGGAGGAGGGCAUUAUCACAACGCAGAUCACUUCGGUGGUGGGUUCACAUUCCGUAAUCCAGAGGACGUCUUCAGGGAAUUCUUCGGGGGACGAGAUCCAUUUGCAGAUUUCUUCGUGGACGAUGACUUCUUCGGCGGGGGUCAAAGGCAGCGAGGGGUGAGCCGGAGCAGGACCGGGGGACCCUUCUUCCACGGUUUCGGGGGCUUCCCCCCCUUCGGGGCAGGCUUUCCAGUGUUUGAUUCAGGUGGGCCUCCCCUGCAGCACGGUUUCACUUCGCUGGGGCAUAUGGGUGGAGGGGGCUUUGCCACGUUCUCCUCUUCAUCUUUUGGGGGUAGCGGAGGAGGAGGAGGGGGGAUGGGCAACAUCCGCUCAGUAUCCACCUCCACCAAGUUCAUCAACGGCAGAAGAAUCACCACAAAGCGGAUUGUGGAGAAUGGCCAGGAGAGGGUGGAGGUGGAGGAGGACGGUCAGUUGAAGUCUCUAACCGUCAACGGUCUGGAAGAUGAGGACUGGCGACAGACCGCUUUCCCUGGUCCCCACUCCCACCAACGCUACCUGAGGAACACCUCACAGAGCCCCCAGGAGGAAGACGAGGAGUGCGGGAUACAGAGCCUGGGACUCGCCAGAGGUGUGUCCUCCAACCUAGUGUUCUCUCCUGGGGAGAAAACGUCUGCUGUGUGGAGGCCGCAUAGAGAGACCCAGGAACAGGCCGGACACAUGGAGACUAAGAGGAAGAAAUAUCCUUGGAGACAGGAGGCGGAGCUCAAAAAGAAGAGAACACCUCGAUUGGCUACUCGAAUUGGUGCCUUGUUCUAAAGCACCGCCUUUUGACUGCCCUUCCCUGUACGUGUCACCCGGAGGUGAAGAGCAUCAGUCGAUGUGACAUUAACACGACUCAGCCGUAGGGAUACUAAAAUCAGGAAACUUUCCCAAAAUUCCCAGGUUUUUCCUCAAAUUCCAGUUCCAAGAUUCCUGGAAUCAAGAGGGACUGAGACUGACAUUUCUGGGAAAAAGUUACAGGAAUUUUUCAAACCUACUUAACCAUCUACAUUGAUCAUGCCAGCCCACCCCCACCAGCCCAUCACUGUGCCAGGUCUCCCCUUUCUCUAUCAACUGCUCAGCGCAAGCAGCAAAUCUUAUAAGAUGUCUUUUAUGGAAGACAUUAGACUCUCUCAAGAUCUGUUUCUCUACCAACAGUUCCUCUGUUUUCUCCUCAUGGCUCCUCUACAGUUUAUUUAUCCCCCCCCCCCCCAGAUGUCAGUAGAGAGGAGCAGUUCUGUUUUUCAUUAUUUUGCAUUCAUCACAAAUAGCUGGUUGGCCCUGAAAAUAAUUGGUCUCCUCUCGAUGGAAUGCUCAAUAUAUUUAAUCAAACGUACUUUCCGAAAGGUUUCUAGUUCAUUUAAAAAAAAAAAAGCGAUCUGAAGGGUUGAAGUGAAUCGAACGGGCGUGAAUUGUCUGGAAGAGCCUGCGACAGUAGUGUAAUGAUGUCAGAGACGCUGAUGGCCAUUUAGGUAUAGGUGGGUCUUGAAACCUUAAAGAUAAGAGUUUAUAGAAAUGAUUUACGUGAAUUUGGCUGAACUGUCUCUCUAGAGACCAAUAUGAGGUUAGAGAGAGGAAGUGUCCAGAGAGAUCACAGAACUUGGCUUCAAGAGCAAAAAGGAAAGAAGAAGAUGGAGUUGCAAAAGCACUGGGCGUAAAAGCACUUUGUGACACCUGCUGAUGUAAACAGGGGCUUUAUAAAAUGCAUCUGAUUGAUGCAGAAAACACACCGGAAUAUACUGUAGCUUUUGUCUUGCGCCGAGGGAAAUAUUCUUGCUAUCUACACCAAAGAGAAUAGUAAUAGCAAAGUAAGACUUGCUGUAUUGGGGCAGUCUCUCACCCCUUCAUGUACAAUAGCCACCCCCCCUCCCCACUGACAUCGCUCUACUGUAAUCUGAAUUGUGCCCAUAAAAACUGCAUGUGGCCGUCUCCCUUUCUAGCCUCUCACAAAGGCUUGUCACUUGUUUUUUUUUUAACGUUUCACUGCUUUGGUUGGGAUGGAAACCUCAGAUGGAAGUCCCAGUGUUGAACAUGUUUAUGUCUUUCAUAACUAUUUUAUCCGAUUUUGUUGUUUGUUUGGUUAGUUUAUUGUCAAUUUGCUUUUAUUUAUGCCCAAUGCCAGGGGACAAGGAAGGAUUGUUUCAUUUUCUGUAAACAUCCACCAGUAAAGCUUCAUGUCCAACAGAUAAUGGUUAUGGUUGUUAUGUGCUUUUUGAGGGAUAUAUGACACAUUAUCCUUUAAUAAAGAUAGAAGGCACUAUGUUUCAAAGGUAGUGAAAUAAUGGA